CAUCCAAAUUCCAACCCCAGACAAUCUGAAAGCUCAUAACAUUCUCCCGCUCCCCCAAAUAUUUAAAAUCAACCCCUCCCCGCCCUCUCUCUCGUCCCAAAAUUCUGUCUCUCUUGCUUAACAUCUCUACUCAACACAUAUAUACAUCAUAAUACACUGUCGAUAUCUCAAGGAACGAAUCGCAAGACCAGAAAGCAGGGCUAAGAGGAAGUUCAAGACCGCAGAUCAGAAAGGAGGGGGACAUGAAUGGAGUUUGUGAUGAGCUGGAUGAAGUUAGAGCAGAGCUUGAAAAGCUCAAAGAGGAAUGUCGGUCUAAAACAAAGCUCAUUGAUAGUUUGAGAACUGCUCAUAAUGAACAGAAGAGCAAGCUUCAAGGAGCAAUGGCGCAGAUUGAGGAACUGGCUCAAGAACUUCGUGUCAAGACCGAGGAGAUACCUGAACUAAAGAAACUCUAUGAGGAACUCGAGUUGAAAGUCCAUGAGAAAGAAUCACUACUUCGGCACCUCAAUUCUGCAAAUGAGAAACUUCGAGCAGAUUAUGGUGCGAGAUUUCAGAAAUUAGAAGCAGAGAACAAAGAGUUGGCAGCAGCUUUAGAUGAAGCAACAGAAAGAAUCCAAGAUUUGGAACUGAAGGAUCGUUCUCGAAAUGAGGAAGUAGAAGGACUCAAGAGACUCAUAUCAAAUAAACAAAAAAAGUUUUUUGAAUCAGAUCAGAAUGCCAUUGAAGAUAAAGAAGGGAAACAGAAAGAAGUCGUGAUACUUCGAUUAGAGGACGAAAAUAGACAUGUUCAAGAACAGCUGAAGUGGAAGAAUGAGCAGUUUGCUCAUCUUGAAGACGCUCACAGAAAGCUUCAAGAACAAUUUAGAUCUUCUACGGUUGAUUGGAAGAGGGAGAGAUCAGCCCUCAUUGAAGAAAUCUCUUCAUUGCAAUCAAGUUUAGACUCUCAAACUAGAAUUUCAGAAACACUUCAGACCCGGUUGAAGAUGUGCAACCAAGCCUUAGCUCAUGAAGAAAGCAGAAGGAAAAUUUUGGAAGUGGAGGUGUCUGAACUGAAAUCACAUUUUGAAACUGCUUUCUCAAGUUCUCAUGAGACGAAAACAAAUUCUGAUCACUUGACUUUCAAAAGAGAUGAAGAAAUUUCAAACCUGAGAAAUUUAAUUGGAACAAAAGAUAUCAAUUCCAAAGAGAUGGAACACAGAAUUGCACAACUUGAGCAAGAGAAGCAAGGAUUGAAAGAUUCUUUAAAAGAGUCUGAAAUCAAUAAUGCUGAAUUGACCUUGUCGUUGAAAAAACUUGAAUACAAGAUUCAGGAUUUAGAGCAGUUGCAUGAGAACACUUUGAUUAACCUACAAAAGAAGGAAGAUGAUCAUAGUUAUCAGAUAGAAAAAUUGACAGAAGUUGUUGAAGGCUACAAAUCUAAAUUGAAGGGUAAAAAUAAAAAAUUACAGGAACUCCAGAAUGAUCUGGAUGGUUACUGUUGUCUGCUGGAGGCUCAAAGUGAAGAGAUUUCUACAGUGAUGAUGAUUAUGAAGUCAGAAUAUUCUGCAGCUUACUUAAAGCUCAUUAAUGAAACAUCUGAGAAGGAUGUCCGCAACAAAGAAAGUGAAGAAAAGGUUUUACUUUUAACAACGCAACUGGAGAUGAAGGAUAGUGCCUUUCACAGUCUUAAUCAAAAGCUGGAGAAGAAAAAUGAGGAAGCAACAUCACUUGUCGAGAGGGUUAAGUCUUAUGACUGCAUGGAGCAGCAGUACAUUUUUAUGGAGGAAGAACUUCAAAGGCAUAAGAAGAUGCUAGCUGAAUCAUCUGAAAACCAAAAUUGCUUGAAAAAACAAGUUCUGAACGUGGAAAGUACAUUGAAGAUGCACCAUCAUGAGAGUAAUAGUGCUUUGGAAAAAGCAAAUGCUGAGUUGGCUAGGAGAAUAUCUGAAGUUAGUAAUGUAGAAGCUGAGCUGCAGAAGUGGAGAUCACAUGCGGAAAAUCUAGAUUUAUGCCUCAGAGAAAGCCAGGAAACUUCUUGUGCAGAAAAUAUAUGUCUUAAAAGCGCUGUCAAAAAACAAGAUGAAGAAAUAUGCAGCCUGCAGCAACAAAUUGCAUCCCUAGAAUCAAGGCAUGCUGAAAAAAUAGAUGCAAUAUUGAAGGCUUUGGAGGCGGAGAAAGAACACUGCAUUCGAACUGCAGAGGAUGAUCGCAGCACCAUAGAAAAGCUUCAACUUGAGAUCUUGUCUUUGACACAAAAUUUUAGUGCAAGAGAAAUGGACAUUGUGCACGCACAAGAAGAUGCAGUAAAAGCCCUUGAGCAAGAGAAAAACAGCUUAUUACUCAUCAUUAGAGAUAAGAACCAGUUAGUAGCACAUUUGUCAGAACAGGCUAAACUAACAGAGCAACAUUUCACUAGUACCUUUGUCUGUUUAGUAGAUAAACAGAUUGAGGUUGAUUUUCUCAGUGAAUCUCUGGACAAGACAAGGAACUUGAAGAAAGCAGAGAUUGAGGAAAAGGAGAAGAUAGGCACAGCCUUGAGGAUGGAAAUCAAGAAUUUACAGGAGAAACUGGUUGAUCAAGAAGAAUACUUACUUCAGAUGGAACAAAAAACAGAGCAGCUUGAAGCUUUACUUCAAACAAACAACAGUGAAAUCAUAAAAUUGAACUAUCAAUCUUCAUUUGAGCAAAAGCAUCUUGAGAGCCUGGUCAAGGAAUUGGAGUUACAAAAAGGAGCUUUGCUGGAAGACAUCACAAAACUAUCCGCGCAUAGGGAUGAUCUGCUGACCCAACUUGAUCGAUUCCUUGAGCAAAUAGAUGUGUUUUCCGGUAAAGAUUUGGAGUUGGUGGCAAAAUUAGAAAACAUUUCACAUACUUUUGAGGAAGAGAAAAACAAGGAACUGGAAAGUUUAGCAGAUAGUGGGCUCAAUAACUCUCCCAGCAAGAUUGUAAAACAAUUACAUAUAUCAGAAGAUGGAACUGGAGGGACUAUUGAGCAAAGGUUUCCAUUAAGUGAGCUCAAUUUUUAGAUGCUAUGUUCAACAGAAAAAACAUGUACUUCAGAAAGAAGUUGAUUGUAAGCACCAUUUUUAUUGCUUUUUAGUUUGUACUGUGAUAGUGUGUACUGUGUAGUAGCUGUUUUACAUUGAUUUUUCUUGAUUAAUGUGAUCAGACUGAUUCAGUUUUUCCUAAAAAAGAAGUUUUAUCCA
Daucus carota subsp. sativus is the source of this 3185-nucleotide messenger RNA. RefSeq lists its product as uncharacterized. The transcript has 2 exons. The record is from RefSeq and is a predicted model, not a curated record. The coding region runs from base 243 to 3005 and encodes 920 amino acids. NCBI's taxonomy places the organism in Eukaryota, Viridiplantae, Streptophyta, Magnoliopsida, Apiales, Apiaceae.